AUGGGCUCUGCGGGCGAAGCUACGUGGAAACAGCUAGACAUAGGGGUGAUCGGAGGCGGCCUUGGGGGUUUUGCCGCAGCUUUGUCACUUCGUCGAGCUGGCCACAAGGUCGUGGUCUACGAGCGGGCGCACUUUGCUGGUGAGGUUGGGGCUUCCAUCAGCUGCGCAGCGAAUGGAACGCGAUGGCUCGAGGAGUGGAACGUCGAUGUCUCCAUCGGUAAACCUGUCAUUUUGCGGAAUCUGAUCUCUCGCGACUGGGACACCGGCGCCGAGCAGAACGUCUACGAUUUGGGUGAUUACAAGGAGAAAUGGGGCUACGUUUAUUAUAUGUUCCACCGACAAGAUAUGCACAAGAUGCUCAUGGAGGCGGCUCUGGGAGAAGGCGAAGGCAUCAGGCCAGAGUUAAAGCUGGACCACAAGUUGACGGACAUCGACUUUGAAACCGGACGUAUCAAAUUCGAGAAUGGCACAGAGGUCCAGCACGAUGCUGUUGUCGCGGCCGAUGGAGUCGGGUCCACCGUUCGUGCAAGAAUGGGUAUCGUUCCAGACAAAAAGCCUUGCACAUCUACUUGUCUCCACGCCAAUGUGGACAGAGCACAGGCGCAGGCACUCGGCUUGCCGGACUAUGCGAGUAAUGAUGCGAUCGAGUAUUGGGGCGGCUAUGGGGACGACAAGAUCGUCUUCUCGCCAUGUCAUGAAGGCAAAAUUCUAUCCUUCUAUUGCUUCUUCCCACGUGAGAAAGGAAAGGUGGGAGACGAAGGGUGGAACUAUAUGGCGUCGUUGGAGGAGCUGCUCGAGCCCUACCCCGAGCUUGACCCCAAUGUCAUCGCUCAUUUGAAGAUAUCCACCGACAUCCGGCCUUGGAGGCUUUGGAUCCAUCAGGAAUAUUCCUUCUGGGCCAAAGGGGUGUCUUCGCUAAUGGGUGACGCCGCCCAUCCCAUGAUGCCCGACCAAAGCCAGGGAGCAUGCCAGGCCAUCGAGGAUGCAGCAGCCCUUGGCCUCGUUUUCUCCAAGGAGCACUUCCGCGGCGACGUGCCCGAAGCCUUCAAAAUUUUCGAAGAGGUCCGCAAACGUCGAGCGACCAAAGUGCAGUCGGCGAGCGCAAGAGCACGGCUGAAUAUCACUGAACGAAUCGGCUUUUCGAGCAACACAAGCAACCAGAAGUAUAGCGUUGCCAAUGAGCAUGAGAAACUCACAAUUGAUGAGAUGAACACGUACGACAUGAAGAGCCAUGUAGCAGAUGUGUAUAGAGCCCACUAUCGAUGA
This is a messenger RNA of Exophiala mesophila, 1266 nucleotides long. RefSeq lists its product as uncharacterized. The transcript is spliced from 4 exons. The record is from RefSeq and is a predicted model, not a curated record. The coding region runs from base 1 to 1266 and encodes 421 amino acids. Gene Ontology annotation, molecular function: FAD binding; monooxygenase activity. Lineage: Eukaryota; Fungi; Ascomycota; Eurotiomycetes; Chaetothyriales; Herpotrichiellaceae.